UCCUCAGGCAGCAAGCAAAAAUACAAUAAAAAGGAAGAUAAUAAGCAAAGAGAGCAGCACAGGCACAUCUCUAAAAUCUUUUUUUUUAUAUAUAUAAAAAGAAUUAUCAAAAUGGAGAUGAAGAAGGUUGCCUGCGCCGCUGUCAUCUUUGCCGCCGCCUCAAUGAGCGCAGUUCUGGCCGACGAGCUGGCCCCCGCCGCCGCCCCUUCCCUUGACGUUGUUGCCGGAGGUCCUGCCGCCGGUGGGCCUGCCGCCGGUGGGCCUGCCGCCGGACCAGCUGCUGAAGCCGCAGCGAAGAGCGCCGCCGUUGUCGGCAGCGUACCGUUCGUGGCUGUCUCCCUGAUGUCUACACUUGUUGCCUACUUGCUCCCUUAAAUUAUUUAAAAACUUUAUGCAAUGUGUGUAUGUGUAUGACUCAUCAUCAUAUGUAUUAUGGGAGCGGGAUUGAAUUGAGUUAAAAAAAAAAAUUUACGAGAAUGCGUUGUCAUUGUUCCAUACGGGAAGAAUUCAUAGCGUGUUUAUCCUUCAUUACAUAGUUUAUGAAUCGAUUGAUAAUUUACGCUAAAUCAAUUGAACGACGAAAACGAAAGAUUAUAUUAAAGAGAGAAACACGAAAGCAGGACUUGAAGAAUUGAUUGUUGACAUCUGGAAUUAAUUGUUUGGUUAUAAUCGUCAAGAGUUAGAUUUCUCGGCCACAAUUGCACGUAAUAAAUAUAUGGAAGUCCGAAUCGUUUUUCAAGCGACACGAAUAAAGGAAAUAAUUCAUUUCUACAUCGUUACGAAUAUUGGCAAGUUAAACUAGUGAUUACACACUUACAUAUACCCCUAUAAUAAUCCUCACUAUCAUUACACCAUGUUAUAGAUACACACUGGCUUUGAGUUUUAAAUUACCCCUAACUCACAUGCAUGUUAAUCAUAUGUAUCCUUCUUUUGUGUACUUUUUAUUUUAUUUGAGAUGGUGACAAGGGAAAGCAUAAAUUAAUUAGGGUAAUACCGACACGUACAACCCAAGAAGUAUCACUAUGAUUAGAGUAUAAGGGUCUUAGCAAUAUUUUAGACUAUUUAAAAAAAGCGGUUGAUUAUUUGGAUUGGUUCUCGUAUCCCUGUGCCCAAAAGGAUCGGCGAGUUCGGUUUGAGUCUUCAUCGAUCGGGUGGAUCUAUAUGCUUCGGGGGAUGAGACGAGGUAUAGCGCAGUUUGGUCAGCGCAUCUGUUUUGGGUACAGAGGGCCAUAGGUUCGAAUCCUGUCACCUUGAUGUUUUUUAAUGUAUACCUAAACAAAGUAGUAUUAUCUCUUGUUUUGAUGUUCACUUUUUUAUGUAUUUGUGAGAAACUCUACCAUACAUAAGUGGUGGUACAAUAUCAAGUGAUUUUUCCAGAAAUAGCACUGUUUAAAAAACAAAUUCCUAAAAUAGCACCUAAGUCCGAAAAAUUCCAAAAAUAGCACCCUUUUCCAAAAACCGCUCCCUACCAGUGCGGUUUAGGCGAAAACCGCCAUCCAGGGGCGCGUUUUUCGAUAAAAACCGCACCCCCAGGGGGCGGUUUUGCAGACCGCACUCCCACCAUGCGAUUUGGUUGCAGAUCGCACCCCCAGGGUGAGAUUUGGUUGCAGAUCGCACACCCAGGGUGCGAUCUGUUUUUUUUUUUUUUUUUUUUUUUGAAAAAUCCUAACCUAGGUGGAAAUUUCAAACGGACGUAUCUUUGUGUUCGAGUAUCCAAUCGUCGCAAAAUUUUUUUUGAUUCCGCAUAACUUUUUGAGAUCUUGCAAGCCAAAGGUGGUUUGGUCCCGCCUUCAUCCCAAAAAAUGUCGUUUGCUAUUUUUCCGAUUUCGUCAAACUUUGGACAACCAUAACUUUGUGCUCCAAAAUCCAAACAACAUGAAUUUUUUUUUUAUUUCGCAUAACUUUUUAAGGACUACAACUUUUAUCAUAGACACAAUUUCAAAAUAUACGUGGAUUGCUGAGAAGGGAAGGUAAGCUAUUCCCAAAAUCCUGUAUAUCCAAAAAUAAUUCCUGUUUUGAAAAUUCAUUCUAGUAAAAAUUGUAGUCCUUAAAAAGUUAUGCGAAAUAAAAAAAAAUUCAUGUUGUUUGGAUUUUGGAGCACAAAGUUAUGGUUGUCCAAAGUUUGACAAAAUCGGAAAAAAGCUCGUUCGGGGUAGCAAACGACAUUUUUUAGGACGAAGGCAGUAUCAAACCACCUUCGACUUGCAAGAUCUCAAAAAGUUAUGCGGAAUCAAAAAACAAUUCGCGA
Messenger RNA from Linum trigynum, 2248 nucleotides. The record is from the annotation of a GenBank genome assembly. NCBI's taxonomy places the organism in Eukaryota, Viridiplantae, Streptophyta, Magnoliopsida, Malpighiales, Linaceae.